Messenger RNA from Myiozetetes cayanensis, 6748 nucleotides. RefSeq names its product FLVCR heme transporter 1 (gene FLVCR1). NCBI's taxonomy places the organism in Eukaryota, Metazoa, Chordata, Aves, Passeriformes, Tyrannidae. Gene Ontology annotation, molecular function: heme transmembrane transporter activity; heme binding. Bases 7 to 1617 code for a protein of 536 amino acids. The transcript has 10 exons. Gene Ontology annotation, biological process: mitochondrial transport; heme export; transmembrane transport. Gene Ontology annotation, cellular component: membrane; mitochondrion. The record is from RefSeq and is a predicted model, not a curated record.
GCCGAGAUGGUGGAAGACGGCGGCGAGGAGGAGGCGGAGGGGGAGAGCGGGGAGAUGCCGGCGGCCACCGCCGCGCCCCCGCUGCCGCGCUGCAAUGGCUUCCUGCCCGGCAAGGAGGCGGCGGGCGGCGGGCGGGCGGCCCCGGCGGGCGGCGAGGAGCAGCCGGCAGCGCCGGCAGCGCUGGCAGCGCCCGUAGCCCCGGCGGCCCCGGCGGCCCCGGAGGCCGAGGCGAUGCUGCCGACGGGCGGCGGGCGGGUGGAGACGCGCCUGUCGCGGCGUCGGCUGGCGGUUCUGGCCGUCUUCAGCUGCUACUCGCUGGUCAACGCCUUCCAGUGGAUCCAGUACAGCAUCCUCAGCAACGUCUUCGCCGUCUUCUAUGGCGUCUCGUUCACGCAGAUCGACUGGCUCUCCAUGGUCUACAUGGUGGCCUACGUGCCGCUGAUCCUGCCGGCCACCUGGCUGCUGGAUGCCCGAGGUCUGCGCCUCACCGCCCUCCUGGGCUCGGGGCUCAACGCGCUGGGCGCCUGGCUCAAGUGCGGCAGCCUGGCCCCCCAGCGCUACCCCAUCACCCUGGCCGCACAGGCCGUCUGUGCCGUCGCCCAGGUCUUCAUCCUGGGGCUGCCGUCGCGCAUCGCCUCCGUCUGGUUCGGCCCCACCGAGGUCUCCACCGCCUGCGCCGUGGCUGUGCUGGGCAACCAGCUUGGCACUGCAAUUGGGUUUUUGUUGCCACCUGUUCUGGUUCCAAAUACACCUAAUGAUAUUGAUCUCAUGGCACAUAACAUCAGCAUCAUGUUCUACGGAACAGCAAUAGUGUCCACACUUUUGUUCUUCUUAACAGGAGUUGUGUUUGAAGAAAAGCCCAAAUAUCCUCCUAGUCACUCCCAAGCAGUCCUGCUAACCAAACCUCCCGAGGAUUAUUCCUACAAGCAGUCCAUUACUAACUUGUUCAAAAAUACUCCCUUUGUACUUUUGCUGAUCAGUUAUGGUAUUAUGACCGGGGCAUUUUAUUCUGUCUCCACAUUAUUAAACCAGAUGAUAGUAACUCAUUAUGAGGGAGAAGAAGUGAACGCUGGGAGAAUUGGCUUGACUCUGGUGGUGGCAGGAAUGGUGGGUUCGAUUAUUUGUGGUUUGUGGCUGGAUUACACUAAAACAUACAAGCAAACUACUUUGAUUGUUUACAUUCUCUCUUUCAUUGGGUUGUUGGUAUUUACCUUCACCCUGGACCUCGGAUACCUUAUAGUAGUGUUCGUGACUGGAGGAGUACUUGGGUUCUUCAUGACUGGCUAUCUUCCACUUGGAUUUGAAUUUGCUGUGGAAAUUACAUACCCAGAGUCUGAAGGCACUUCCUCAGGUCUCCUUAAUGCAUCAGCACAGAUAUUUGGAAUUCUCUUUACACUUGUUCAAGGAAAACUCACAACAGACUACAGUCCUCGUGCAGGAAACCUCUUUCUUUGUGCUUGGAUUUUUGUGGGCAUUAUCUUAACAGCCUUAAUAAAAUCAGAUUUGCGAAGACACAAUAUGAAUUCAGGGAUUAUGACUUUGGAUGUUAAAGCUGUACCAGUUGACAGUCCUGUAGAACCUGAAAGCACUACGUUAAAAAUUCAGUCAACUUUAUAAAGCAGAAGGAAGGUGACUUAGAAACGCACAAGUUUGGUUGGAUAUGGAACAAUAUGAACUAGUAUAAUCACUGGAUUUGUGUGUAUGAGUAGUAAAAUGUGUUUGUUGGUAUUGGUGGUAGAUGUGUGGUGGAAGCUAUGAAGAUGCUCAGUUCAUUUUGCCCAAGAUGCAAACAAUUCACCUUUGUACGGAAUAUUUAUUUAAACGGUUGUCAAGUUUUGCAGUUUCACUAGUAAAGAACUUUGUGAACACUAUCCACACUAGGGAGACAUGCACAUUCAGGAUGCAUACUUGAAAAAUUCUGGAAUCCUGAAGUACAGUUGUCGUGAUUGGAAGUAUCUAAUCUUCUUUUCUUGUUCAGUCUUUGCCGGUGCAUUUGAAAAGUCAAAGAGUAGGGAGCUGCACAGCAGGAGGACGUUCACGAGUUCCUUUUUUAUUUUAAAUGUAUCUGUAUUUUAAUAUAAGCCAAUGAUUCCUUCUGGGAAACUGAUAGCACAAUACUGAAAACAAGAGAUGACGUGUAUGUUCCAUACUGGCAUCUGACAUUUCUUUUGCCUUGAAACUUCUUGAUAGGUAUCAGAAGGCAGAUAAGAGAAAACACUAUCUCAUAGAUUCAUUGUAACAGUUCUGGGGAGGUUUAAAGAGUUUCCCACUAGGUAAAUUGAAGAAAAAACAUUUCUUAUUAAGUACAGUAAAAAAGAAGAGAAAGGCCUUUGAUAUCUCUGUUGUGAAGUAUAGGCAAUAAGGAACAGUACCACACAGGUUUCCUCCAUGGAAUAUUUUGAGUGCUUUCUCAGUUAAAGCGAGAAGAGUACGUGUUUACAAAGAGCUGGUGCCUUUACUUUGUAAAGAUCUUUGCCUCAUCUUGAGUUUAAUCAGUGCUGCUGAAGAAAUUCCAUUUUGUGUGUUAAACCUUCUCUGAAUAUUUGUGGAAUAUCAGAAAAUGUUUUCUAUCCUUCUAUUUUUCUUUGUUAUGAAUUGUAUCACAUGUCUCGUGAAAUUUUUGUGCUUGUAUAACUUAAAUCCUGUCUUUUGCAUUUUGUUAAAAGCUGUAAGGAUGACUGAAAUGAAAAUAGUGGUAUUUUCACUUUGUCUGAUCAACUAUUUGCUUUUAUACCAUACAUCUUAGCUACAAAAUGAGCAGACUCUAUUAUAAACAUUCACCUUGCGUGAUCACAUUUAUCUGAAUUUGGGCUGUGGGUUUCUCACUGUAGUGCUUCUGAAAAUUUUCUCCUUUACCUUGUGCUUUACCUACACACCUACGGAACUGAUAGCACUACAACAAUACUGAGGUCCUACUAUUGCUGGAAGAGUCAGACCUGAGCCAGCAGACAUUUUGCAAACAUUUAAGUUUUAGCAGUUUGUAAGCUGAGCCUGCAGAUUCAGUGCCAUCAAUGAUGCUGUCUCUUUAAAUUCCCACAGUUGUAGUGCAAUCCAGAAGGUAGAAUCCUACUUGAAGUUUUCCACGAAUUGUUACAGUUGGGUAUGGGGAACUAUUUAACUCUGGGCUGAUUUCACAGUGGCUAGUUAUGGGGCCAUGUUUUGGAUUUGUGCUGAACACAGGGUUGAUAAUAUAUAGAGAUGUUUUUGUUAUUGCUGAGCAGGACUUGCACAGAGCCAAGGCCUUUUUUGCUUUUUGCACUGCCACGCUGGCAAGGAAGUUGUGGGUGCAUGGGAGGCUGGGAGGAAACACAGCCAGGACAGGUGACUCAAACUGACCAAAGGGAUAUUCCAGACCCUAUGACAUCAUGCUCAAUGUAGAGAGUGUGGGGAAGAAGGAGGAAGCAGGGGGACGUUUAGAGUGGUGACAUUUGUCUUCCCAAGUCAGUGUUACAUGUGACAGGGACCUGCUUUCCUGGGAAUGGCUGAACGCCUGCCUGUGGGAAGCAGUGAAUUAGUUCCUUGUUUUGCUUUGCUCGUGUGCAUAGCUUUUGCUUUCCCUAUUAAACUGUCUUUAUCUCAACCCACGAGUUUUCCAGCUUUUACCCUGCUGAUUCUCUCCCUGAUCCUGCUGGUGGGGGAGUGAGUAAAUGGCUGUGUGGGGCUUGGCUGCUGGCUGGGGUUAAACCACGACAAACUCCAAGAUAGCCUUUCAGUACAAUAAGUAUCAUGAGAUGCUUUUCUUUUCCUUGUUUCACUGUAGACUUAGAGAAUCCUUUUGUAUGAGAAGGAUCCUGAAAACUUACCUUUCUAAACACAGCCUCUGAACUUGAUGAUCUUGAUUUAAACGUUUUGUGUGGGAAGACCUAUCGGAAUAAGCUUGCCAAAAAGGGUCCACGUCUCUUUGCCAGGUCCAGUGCCAGCAGGCCUUGCUGGUCCCAGAGAGGUGAGCUCAACAAGAAUAGUCUGCUGCUGAGGUAGCUGAAUACAGGGAAAGUAACUCUUGGAUACUGAAACUGCAGGCAACGGUAUAGGAGUGGAAGUAGAGACACUUACAUUAUGUCAGUUCUUUACAUUUAAUGACUUACUGUGAUGUAAGCUGCCCCAUCAAGGGAUGUACACAUUUUCAGCCUGAGUGAGAAAACUGAAAGCUUCUCCCUUCUGAUACACGUGGGUGGCUUUUCCUCCGGCAAAUUUGUAAUAAUGUAUGCCAAAAUGUAUUUGUGUUCUUCGGCAAGAUACAGAUUUAUAAAAUAUUUAUGUUCGUGGCCCCUGGUUCCUUUGAUUUUUGAUGUUGCAAAAUCUUAACAAGAUAAUAUUUUUGCAGUUUUGGGGAAUUGUUUUCAAAUAUCCAGUAGAAAGUUUUUGGCAAUAUCCCAAAUGUUUGCUGACCUGUUCAGUAAACACUGUCCAAAUUCAAAGAUGGAACCUUUUUCUUUCUUUCUUAAAAUUUAUUUUUAAUUCUUUUCUUCACUACUAGUUUCCAGUUUCUUUAGUUAUGUUCAGCUGAUUAUUGAAAAAAUAUUCUAUUUCUGGUUCCUUGUGUUCUUUAUCUCCUGCCAAAUUACUUGGCUACCCUCUGAAAAGGUUCAAACAAGAAUUUGGCAUGCUGGAAACCCUGUUAGGCCCCUGAAAAGAAAAUAUUCUUAAUAAUAAAGGCUUAAUUAUAUCCUGAAUUUAAUACUCUCCCUCCAAAAAGAGCUUGAAAGUUGGAAACCUGAGAGCUAUUUCCAGGCAGCGAUAAAGUAUUUAAAUAAAAGGCUCAGCAGCAAAAUAAAGAGCAAAUAAAGAGCAAACCAGUAUUUUAUGCAAUAAUCUUAUCAUCUGUUUGUCAAGAAACUGAGGUUCUAGCUCAUGGCAGAAACAAAUUUGGGGUAGUUGAGGCUUUGUGUUUUUUGCUUCCCACUCAAUCAAACAUAGAAUCAUAGAAUAUUAAGGUUUUGGAAUGGGCUUUAAAGAUCAUCUAGUUCCAAACCUGCUUGCCAUGGGCAGGGAUACCUCCCACUAGAUCAGGUUGCUCAAGACCUUAUCCAACUUGGCUUUGAACACUGCCAGGGCUGGGGCAUCCACAGCCUCCCUGGGCAACCUGUUCCAGUGCCUAACCACUCUCACAAUAAAAAAUUUCUUUCCUAAUAUCUAACCUAAAUUUUCCCUCUUUCUGUUGAUACUCAUCACUCCUUGUCCCAUCACCACAGUUCCUGAGAAAGGGUCCCUUUCCUGCUUCCCUGUAGGCCCCUUUCAGGUACUGGAAGGUUGCUAUGAGGUCUCCAUGCAACCUUCUCUUCUCCAGGCUGAACAGCUCCAACUUUCUCAGCCUGGAAAUUCCACAUCCAUCUGGCACUGGAAAUAGGGGUUUUGACUCGCUUAGCCUUGAAAUCCUGGCUCAGCUGUCCAGUAAGAGUAGAGGUGGGUGCUAAAAAAGGUAACUGUUUAAAGAGGUAAUUGUAUAAUAAAUGGAAUAACGUGUCAACUACAAGAGGAUGGAUGGCGUGAGAAACCAAGUGAAGAGAGGCAUUCCAAUCCUGUGCAUUAGUUUUUGCUUUUCAAUUUGCUUUUCUUUUAAGUGUUUCAGGAGAGCUCUAGAGGAUGCAAGAGAACUUACGUAAGGGGGAGCAUAAGCAAGGGGGUUGCCCCUAAGUUCCCAGGGGCCCACCAGGGUGUGCAAAUGAUAAUUUUCAGCUACAAGAUUUGGAGAUUAGCCUUAAAAAUAACUCUAAUCUUUGUGUUUCUUCCAGACCAUGUCAAACUUUUAGUAACCUAAGUGGGAGAGACCCAGCAAACAUUGAUCCACUUUUAUUUAGGAUUCCUAAUAUGGCCUUAAACCCCUCAUUUCUGUUGCCUGGGUGUGAAAAAACCCAGAUCUGUAAGGCAUAGUCUGGAAUUGCUGCAGUCAGGAGCUUUCUUUAACUUUCUAGGUAAGUCCUUCAGAGCCAGUAUUUUGUAGGUGGGUGCUUGUCUUUAAUAACAUCUCUUUCUGUUGCUGAAUGUCCUUGUUUUACAAGGAAGAAAGAACAAGGGAAGAAGUAGGAAGAAUUCAUGUGAAACAAUUCAGGUUAAUAGGUCUUUCCUAACUUCAUCCUCUUGGUCAUCUCUUUUGUUCAGGGCAUUCUGUUGUUUCAGAGACAAUCACUGGAGUGUGUAAUUAGAGCUGCCAGCCCAUGUUGCCUAAUGAAAAAAUGGUUUUUUGAGAAAUGUUUGGACUAUCUUGUGCAUCUACAACCAAGUGAAAUUGGGUUAAGCUGUAAACAGUUAUUGUUUUCAUUUUUCAUUCUGUGAACUCACUAGUUGUCCUGUGUGAUUGGGAAUGUGUGACCUUUUCAGUUGCUGUCUUUCAAUUAAUGUACCACUUUCUUAAGUGUUAUAGGCUACUAAUGUUUCUUGGACCACAAGCUGUUAUGGUACCCCAUGUGAUUGCCCCUAGCACCACCAUUCGAUCUGAAGUCUGUGAACAGGGUGAAGUGGUGUUAAUACAUGAACUAGAAUGAAUUAAGCAAAAAAUUUUCCUAAAAGAAAUGUAUUUCUUUGUAAGACCCAUGUUAUUUACUGCUCAUGUCUUUGUUCCACUCAUGAAGAUAACAAAUGUUUUUGCUGUAAUAUUUCGGGUUUGUUACUGUACCAUUCUUUGUUUCAAGAGAAAAUUAAAAAUUCUUUAGGAAUAUUCUCUGAUUGCAAUAUUGUAUGUAUGUGUAUAUGUGGAUGGCAUCAUUACUUACCGUUAUAUGUAACUAAUAAAGUGUAUAAUGCAAAACUC